Messenger RNA from Arachis stenosperma, 654 nucleotides. Its product is annotated as pachytene checkpoint protein 2 homolog. The coding region runs from base 1 to 654 and encodes 217 amino acids. Gene Ontology annotation, biological process: reciprocal meiotic recombination; meiotic recombination checkpoint signaling. Lineage: Eukaryota; Viridiplantae; Streptophyta; Magnoliopsida; Fabales; Fabaceae. Gene Ontology annotation, molecular function: ATP binding; ATP hydrolysis activity. Gene Ontology annotation, cellular component: chromosome; nucleus. The transcript is spliced from 8 exons. The record is from RefSeq and is a predicted model, not a curated record.
AUGGUGGUGGGUGUUUUCCUUGACGUCACCGUCGCAGUUGUUGAAGCUCACCGUCGCCGCCGUGAGAGACGCUCCUUGCUGGCGCUGCUACUAGGGGUUUGGAGAGAAUGGCCCUGUUCUUCCUCUGCCUCUGGGUUCUGCAAGUUGCUAGAGUCCUCUGCCGCUGGGAACCAACACUGGAGCUGCCCUAAGCAAAGGUUGUUACGUUAUGCAGCUAGUGCUUUGCUCUUUACUGAAAAGGGUGUUGAUCCAUUCCUUGUUUCAUGGAAUCGGGACCCUGGGAUUGGAAAGAUUUCAUUAUGUAAAGCAUUAGCUCAGAAAUUAUCGAUUCGAUUUAAUUCAAGGUGCACUAACAACACAGUUAAAAUUUUAAUACAACAUCUUCCAAUGAGACAAUUUUCUGAAAAUGGUUGCAAAACUUUUCCAAAAGAUUCAAGAAAUGGUAAAGAAGAAAGCAAUCUAGUAUUUGUUUUGAUUGAUGAAGUCGAAAGCCUUGCUGCGGCCAGAAAAGCUGCUAUAUCCGGUUCAGAUCCUUCAGAUUCUAUUCGGGUUGUAAAUGCAUUACUAACUCAGAUUGACAAGUUAAAAUCAUCUCCAAAUGUGAUAAUCCUAACCACAUCCAACAUAACUACUACUAUUGGAAAAUCAUUAUGA